Messenger RNA from Poecilia reticulata (guppy), 1617 nucleotides. Its product is annotated as chemokine XC receptor 1-like. The record is from RefSeq and is a predicted model, not a curated record. Gene Ontology annotation, cellular component: membrane; external side of plasma membrane. Gene Ontology annotation, biological process: immune response; calcium-mediated signaling; positive regulation of cytosolic calcium ion concentration. Gene Ontology annotation, molecular function: C-C chemokine receptor activity; C-C chemokine binding. Lineage: Eukaryota; Metazoa; Chordata; Actinopteri; Cyprinodontiformes; Poeciliidae.
AUUAGGAUUUUAUAACAAGYUGUAUGAGAGAAACAAGCCUCCAGGGUGAAAACAAAUAUAUUUUCAAAUAGAAAAAGUGAGAUCUAAUUACUAUUUAUUUUUGUUUUGAAACACGAUAUUGGGUCAGAAUGGAUCAGCAGUAACGUCUGACCUAAUCUGAAACAAAAAGAGAAGUAUGUCUUCUUAUUUUUGCUUUUCCUUUGAAGUGCAGUUCAAAGCAAAAGCUGGAMGUGUCUGCUGUCUGUCUGGGAUAUUCAGCAAUGGACUACGACUACAACAGCACAGAUGAAGAUGGGUACAUAGUCCAAUUUGCUUGUCAGGCUUUGGACUUUUCAACCAUUACUGGAGUCGUGUUCAUCAUAAUCUUCAUCGUCAGCAUCAUUGGCAAUGUCCUCCUCUUAUGCAUUCUCUUUACUUUUGAACAAUUCUACCUUGUCACAAAAAUCUUCAUCAUAAACCUUGCUUGUUCUGAUUUGAUCUUUGCUGCCUCGGUCCCCUUCUGGGCUGCCUACCACCUUCAUCACUGGAUCCUGGGGGACUUUCUGUGCAAAUUCUUCAUUUGGGUGCACUUCUCUGGUCUGUACAGUAGCAUCUUUGUACUAACGGCAAUGACAGUGGAUCGUUUUUGUACUGUGGUGCUGAACAACUGGCCAAACAACAAUCAGAGGAAGAAACGGUGUGCCAUCGGUGCCUGUGUGAUUAUCUGGGUGAUCAGYAUCGGUACAUCUGUGUAUGAUGCUUUCAAAAUGGAGGUUUCUGAUGAUUACUACUGUGAAGUUUCUUAUUCUGAUGAACUUGGAUAUUAUUUCCAAAUUCCUCUGCUUCUUUUUGUCCCAAUCGCCAUUAUUAUUUUCUGCAAUUGUGCCAUUAUAUAUGCUAUUUUACGGACAGCGAACAGAACAAGGCACAAAGCUCUAGGUAUAGUCUUUUGCAUUGUUGCAGUCUACAUCAUCUGCUGGGGACCCUACAAUAUUGUACUUCUUAUUAAGGACUGGUACACACCCGGAGACUGUAAAGAAAUGGAGCGGUUGGAUGUUGCCUACCAUAUCUGUCGAAUGCUUGCCUUCUCCCACUGCUGUAUGAAUCCUCUGCUUUGUAUGCUCACACAAAAGUUUCGAAGUCACCUGUUUUAUCUUUUACGCAACAGAGUCGGUAUUAACAGAGAAAGAGCCACUGAACAGAUCAUGUUGCAUGUUCAGAAUGCAAGUCCAGCUCGUGUUCUGGACUKACAUCAUGCUUAAGCUGCACAACAGAUAACAAUCGGUAAUCCAAAUACAUCAGCUUGAACAAGAGGAACUCUCCCUUUUUUUUAUUUUUAUUUAUAUGUGCACAAAUUAUAUUUAUGUGGUGCAUCUGAAAAUCAGAAGGACUAAUUGUGAUACACACAUAUAGAAUCUUAAAAGAUUGGACACUGAUUGGAUUGACUCACCUCGUUGAAGUGUAACUUUUCAAGCAUUUUUAAAAUAUAUAUAUUUUUGGCACCAAAUCUGUUUUUGCAUGUUGGGUCUGUGGAUCAGAAGUUUUUUUGUUUUGUUUUGUUUUUCAAAAUAACAAAAUGUAUUGUGAGGAUAAUGUUAGUCAGUUUUGUAUGUUCAACUUUGUUAUUUUCUUCUUUCU